UUUCCUUCAAACCUUGUGGACGUUGAUCUGCUCUUUCAAACCCAUCAUGUCGGAUAGGGAAGCCACAUCUGUCACGCCCGGCCACUUCAAGGUCGCAGGCAAGGAGUUCAAGAAUAUCAACUGGCUCAAGAGUCCCAACCUGCGGACUACCUACUUCCUCAUGUUUUUUGUGAUCUUGACGAGUGCUACAAAUGGUUACGAUGGAUCCAUGGUCAACGGUCUUCUUACGCUUGAACAGUUCACUGAAUAUAUGGGCGAUCCUUCAGGGUCUAUCAAAGGUCUCUUUAGCGGAAUUCUGUUUCUCGGAUCUCUUCUCGCCCUCCCCGUCACUCCGUAUAUUGCGGAUGGAUUGGGAAGAAGAAUGGGCAUUGUCAUCGGGUCCAUCAUCAUGCUGUUAGCCGUGGCCCUCCAGAGCGCAUCGGUCAACUACAGCAUGUUCAUCGCUGCUCGAUUCUUCCUGGGUUUUGGCGUUGCUAUUGCACAUGGCUCGGCACCUUUGCUCAUCACGGAAGUCUGCCACCCGCAACACCGCGCUAUAUUCACGACCAUCUACAACACCACGUGGAACAUCGGCAGCAUCAUCGCCGCUUGGCUGACAUACGGAACCAACAACGUCUCGAACGAAUGGGCAUGGCGCAUUCCAUCCAUCGUGCAAGCGCUCCCCUCCAUCCUCCAAAUCACUUUCAUCUGGUUCGUCCCGGAAUCUCCUCGUUGGUACAUUUCCAAAGGCCAGCCCGAGAAGGCGCUCCAUGUAUUUGCCCAUGUGCAUGCUGAAGGCAACGCCGAUGAUGAGAUUGUGCAGCUCGAAUUCCAGGAGGUUCAGGAGACUAUCGCGAUCGAGAAGGAGGCUGAGCAAACCGGUUGGCUGGAACUUUUCAAGACCAAGGGUAACCGCCACCGACUCAUCAUCCUGAUUUCUGCCGGUCUGUUCUCGCAAUGGUCCGGUAACGGGUUGGUAUCGUACUACAUUUCGGGUGUAUUAGAGACGAUCGGCAUCCACGACGCAGACACAAAGCUCAAGAUUAACGGAGGUCUCAAUAUCUGGAAUUUUGUUGUUUCCACGACAAUGUGUUUCUUCGUCGACAAGAUCGGCCGUCGCCCACUCUUCCUCAUCUCGACUGCCGGCAUGUGCGUCACCUUCGUGAUUUGGACCAUCCUCUCCGAGCGCUUCGAAGCCACGCAGGUCAAGGCAAACGGCAGCGCAGUCGUCGCCAUGAUCUUCCUCUACUACACCUUCUACAACCUCGCGUGGUCCGGUCUGCUGGUCAGCUACACGGUCGAAAUUCUGCCGUACAGUCUGCGUGCAAAAGGCAUGUGCUACAUGUUUGCCAUGGUGGAUAUUGCCUUGUUCUUCAACACUUACGUCAACCCUAUCGCCCUCGACAACAUUCAGUGGAAGUACUACAUUGUCUACUGCGCAUGGCUCGCUGCUGAACUCGUCUUCAUCUACUUCUUCUACGUUGAAACCAAGAACACGCCGCUCGAGGAAAUCGCGCGAUACUUUGACGGCGACGCCGCGCUGCUGGGAGGCCAUGCGGCUACGGAGAAGGGCGCCAUCAUUGCGCGCGAACUCGAUGAGAAGAGGGGAAAUUCGAUUGCUGAGGAGCGUGUAGAGACAAAGAAUACAGCCUAA
This is a messenger RNA of Periconia digitata, 1633 nucleotides long. The record is from the annotation of a GenBank genome assembly. Lineage: Eukaryota; Fungi; Ascomycota; Dothideomycetes; Pleosporales; Periconiaceae.